Messenger RNA from Drosophila persimilis, 1918 nucleotides. RefSeq names its product NADP-dependent malic enzyme. Bases 2 to 1810 code for a protein of 602 amino acids. NCBI's taxonomy places the organism in Eukaryota, Metazoa, Arthropoda, Insecta, Diptera, Drosophilidae. The record is from RefSeq and is a predicted model, not a curated record. Gene Ontology annotation, biological process: malate metabolic process; pyruvate metabolic process. Gene Ontology annotation, cellular component: mitochondrion. The transcript is spliced from 4 exons. Gene Ontology annotation, molecular function: malate dehydrogenase (decarboxylating) (NAD+) activity; malate dehydrogenase (decarboxylating) (NADP+) activity; NAD binding.
AAUGGCUUUCUCCAAAUUCUAUUUUGCCGUACAACAGCGGCUACAUCUGUCCCAGAACCAGAACACUGCCAAUAAGAGUCGACACCACCAUGAUAUCGUCCGACCUCCCGUUACAACCGUUCUGGACGCCAAAAAUAACAAGGGUCUGAAUUUCACCAUUGAAGAGCGGCAGAGCCUGCAGGUGCACGGCCUGUUUCCAGCGGCGUUCCGCACCAUGCAGGAGCAGGUGUUCGCCGUUGCGGCAAACUUCCAUGCGCGUGCCACGAAAAUUGGACGGUACCGCUACCUGAGAUCCCUGCGAAAGCGGCACGAGCGCUUGUACUUCCGCUUCCUGUCAGAGCACCUCGAGGACGUGCUGCCCGUGAUCUACACACCCACCGUGGGCGUGGCCUGCACCAUAUUCGGUAUGAUAUACCGGGGUCCCAUGGGCUUGUAUGUGACCAAGAAUGAUCGCGGCCAUGUGGCCGAGGUGUUGAGAAAUUGGCCAGAGCCCGACAUCAAGGCGGUGUGCGUGACGGAUGGCGAACGCAUCCUGGGCCUGGGAGACCUCGGAGCCAAUGGGAUGGGCAUCACUGUCGGAAAGCUGGAGCUCUACACGGCCCUCAGCUGCGUGCCGCCGCACCACCUGCUGCCCGUCUGCCUGGACGUGGGGACCAACAACGAGGAGCUGCUGGCCGAUCCCAUGUACAUUGGGACGCGAGAUAAGCGGCUGAGGGGCAAGAAGUACGAUGAGCUCGUGGACGAGUUCAUGCAGGCUGUCGUCCAGACCUGGGGUCGCAGAACCCUCAUCCACUUCGAGGACUUUGCCACGCCAAACGCCUUCAAGCUCAUAGAGCGGUACCAGCACAAAUACUGCUGCUUCAACGACGACAUUCAGGGCACGGCUGCUGUGGGACUGGCCGGCCUCCUGGCCGUCGAGCGGGUCACCAAGAAGAAGUUGGACAAACACGUUAUCGUCUUCGCCGGUGCGGGCAGUGCCGCAAUGGGCGUGGCGGGGCUCCUGGUCAAGGAGCUAAAGUCCCGAAAGCUGGACGAGAAGCAAAUCGCAAAGAACAUUUACGUAUUCGAUCAGAAUGGUCUGAUUGUGAAGAGCAGAACGGAUGUGGCGCCGCCCAUUCAACCGUACGUCAAGGACAUGCCCCACAUCAAAGCUUUGGACGAGGUUGUGGAGAAGGUGAAGCCGUCUAUCCUGAUAGGUGCCACCAGCAUGACGGGACUCUUCUCGGAGAAGAUCCUGCGGUGCAUGGCCGCCAAUAACGAGCGCCCCGCCAUCUUUGCCUUCUCCAAUCCCACCAGCAAGGCGGAGUGCACGGCCGAGCAAGCCUACAACUUCACAGAGGGUCGCGCCCUGUUCUCGGCGGGGUCUCCUUUUCCGCCUGUGACGGUCAAUGGUAAACGCUUAACGCCCGGACAGGCCAACAACUGCUUCGCCUUUCCCGGCAUUGGACUGGGGGCGAUGGCCGCCUACGCCAAGACCAUACCCGACGAGAUCUUCCUGGUGGCCGCCCACACUUUGGCGGGCUAUCCCGAGGAGGAGGCGAUGGCGAGCGGCAGGAUCUACCCAAAGGCGACAGAGGCCAAAGAUGUGGCCCUCACCAUUGCCGUGGCCGUGGCCCAAUAUCUGUUUGACAAUGACUUGGCCCAAGUUUAUCCAGUGCCGGAGAAUGUGUGCGAGUUUAUUGUGGCCAAUCUCUACGAGCUCUGCAAUGGAGAUUCGUUGGUGGUGCCGUGGAAGUACCCGGAUCUGCCCACAGUUCCGUUCACCGAAGGCUACAACAUACCACCGAAAGAUAUCAAGAUUUCCUUCUAAUCUCUGUAAUGCUCCAUAUAAGCAGGCGUUUUCUUUUGGAGAUCGAUCACCAUUGGGAAUGGGUUUUUGUAUUCGAUAUUAAAAAUUCUCUGUUGAGAUUCAAAGACA